Molecule: messenger RNA, 5449 nt
Organism: Megalobrama amblycephala (Wuchang bream)
Lineage: Eukaryota; Metazoa; Chordata; Actinopteri; Cypriniformes; Xenocyprididae
Gene: wdr62
Product: WD repeat domain 62
Exons: 32
Coding region: 230-4822 (1530 amino acids)
Molecular function (GO): protein binding
Source: RefSeq, a predicted model, not a curated record
UCAGAUCACAUUACAUGGACUUCAUCGCUUACAGCUGUUUGAACAAGUUUCGUUUCGGUCUGAGAAAAGCUGAAGUCACUUCAUCGCACUUUCUAAAGUAACACUUCCGAUCCAGGGUCAGUGUUAUACAGUCUGAACUCUCGCAUCUAACGCGUUUUAAAUGCAAACUAAUAUGUGACUUCAGAGCGUGGAUUAUUAACUGAGCCGUUUUAAAGAAAAGUGUUGCACUAUGGCGGAUGGAGCGAGUCUGAGCGCGAGCUGUUUGAGCUCUCGAGCGAGGAAAGUUCACAGCAGCAGCAGCGCUUCAGUGCAGGCGAACAUGAGGAGGAGGACUCGACAGAGCACCAGAAGAGACAUUCACAGCCGGGUUGUCUUGGAGAAGGUCCUGGGCAUCACCGCCUCCAGCAGUAGUGCUUUAACCUGUGACCCCAACACGGGUUUGGUGGCUUAUCCUGCAGGUUGUGUUAUAGUCAUCCUGAGCCCACAGAAAAACAAGCAGACUCACAUAUUUAAUACCUCCAGGAAAACCUUCAGUGCCUUGGCUUUCUCGCAGAAUGGAAAAUAUUUGGUCACUGGUGAGAGCGGGCACAUGCCCUGUGUGCGGGUGUGGGACGUGGCAGAGCGGACGCAGGUGGCAGAGGUCCAGUGCCAUAAGUAUGGGGUGGCGUGUGUGGCGUUCUCCCCCAACGGGAGCUAUAUAGUGUCUGUGGGAUACCAGCACGACAGGACCGUCAGCGUCUGGGAGUGGAAGAAGGGGACUGUUAUCGCAUCCAAUAAGGUGUCCAGCCGUGUGCUUGCUGUAUCUUUCUCGGAGGACAACAGCUACUUUGUUACCGCAGGGAACAGACAUGUUAAGUUCUGGUACCUGGAUGCCUCAAAGGAAAGACGGGUGAACAGCACAGUGCCUCUGAUUGGUCGCUCAGGGCUGCUCGGGGAGCAUCAGAACAGUCAGUUCUGUGGUUUGGCGUGUGGCCGUGGCUCUAUGGCCAGCAGCACCUACUGCAUCACACACACGGGUCUGCUGUGCCAGUUCAACAGCAACCGACAACUGGAUUCCUGGGUUGAUCUCAAGACGACGUCUGCACAGUGCUUAUCGGUGAGUGAGACAUUUGUUUUCUGCGGUUGUGCUGAUGGCACAGUGCGCGUGUUCAGCCCUCAGGACCUGCGUUACGUCACCACUCUGCACCGGCCACACUGCUUGGGAGUAGAUGUGUCUCAGGGCACACAGCCUGGGCAUUUGUUCGGUGCAAACCCAGAAGCACAGUAUCCAGAUACCCUGGCUUUAACCUUUGACCCUGUGACCAGGCACUUGACGUGUGUGUAUAAUGACCACAGUGUGUACGUGUGGGACGUGCGGGACAUUCGAAAUGUUGGGAAGGUCUAUUCGGCUCUGUAUCACAGCGGAUGUGUGUGGAGUGUGGAGACCUACCCUGAGCUUGCAGAUUCAUCAGGAUGUCUGUCGCCUGGCUCUUUCCUCACAUGUUCAUCUGAUAACACCAUCCGCCUGUGGAAAAGUGAGUCCCCGCAGACUCACGGCUCAGGACUCGGCCUUCGCCACAACCUUUACAGCCAGGACAUCGUAAGGAUAGUAUAUGUGGACGAUGACACGCAGUACCUCAAAGCUGAGGCUGAGAAAGUUGAGGGAGGAAGCCAGGAUGGUAAAUCUGGGAUCAGGGUGCUGGGAAUCAGCCCAGAUGGCCAGCAUUUGGCUGCCGGAGACCGCAGUGGAAACCUGAGAAUCUUCGGCUUGCAGUUUAUGGACGAGCUGCAGAAAAUCGAGGCUCAUGAUUCGGAGGUCUUGUGCCUAGCCUUCUCUCCUAAUGAGACCGGUUUGCAUCUUUUGGCUACUGCAAGUCGUGAUCGGCUCAUUCACAUCUUUGACAUGGAGAACAAAUGCAACCUAGUGCAGACGGUUUACGAUCACUCGGCCUCCAUCACUGCCAUCAAAUUCACAGAUCUGAGUUCAGAGUUGUGUAUGGUCAGCUGUGGAGCUGACAAGAGCAUCUAUUUUCGAUCUGCUGAGAAGACGUCGGAGGGCUUGAUCUUCUCACGAUCACAUCACAUAGUGGAGAAGACCACACUGUAUGACAUGGACCUGGACGCCACACGCACACACACGGCCAUUGCGUGUCAGGACCGCAACAUUAGAGUGUACAAUGUGAGGAGUGGCAAGAUGAAAAAGUGUUUCAAGGGCUCCCUGAAUGAUGAUGGGACACUGCUCAAGGUCCAGUUGGAUCCCUCUGGGAUGUUUCUAGCCACCAGUUGUUCGGACAAAAAUAUCUGUAUCUUUGACUAUGAGUCAGGCGAAUGUGUGGCCACCUUAUUUGGACAUUCGGAAAUUGUUACAGGUAUGAAGUUCAGCCAGGACUGCAGGCAUCUGAUCACUGUAUCUGGUGACAGCUGUGUGUUUGUGUGGCGGCUGGACUCUCAGAUGACCAACUCCAUGAGGAAGAGGUUGGCAGAGAGGAAGCGGCAGGCAGGCCUGAGGGUUCAACGGGCCCCCAGUAAACAAGAAGCCAUCAGGAGAGAGACUUACAUCGCUGUGCCCUGUAGUGCACUGCCUCACAUGGAGGAGGAAGAGGAGGACGGCUUGAUGCCAGAAGAUGGUGUGGAGGACUGCAGAACUCCAGACAGACUCGACUCCACCGAUGCAUCUCUGGAUUCUGUGGUGCUCCAAACCAAUGGCAAAAUGCCCAUGUGGGUGCGCAGACUGGGUGGAGGAGGUGAAAAUGAUGGAAGAGGUAUAGAUAAUCGAGCUCAGUACCAGCCACAGGGACGCUGGGCGGUGCAGUCCGAUCCGCUAGCCAUCCGCACCGUGCUGGAGAUGAAGAGCAUGCAGCUUCCCCUCUCACACACUCCCAGCAGAGCCGUGGGAGAGGAAGAGCUUGAGGAAGACUCUCGCUUUCACCCGCAGAGUUUGGACAGUCUGUUGGAUGAAGACGUUGAAGAUGAUGAUCUAGAGGAAGAGGAAAAGAUUUGCAGUGUUUCCAGAGAUGGGUUUAGCUCUUCGCUCCAAGGGCCAGAUUUUCUGCAGUUGCCACAUGGAGAGGAGAACUUCAAUCCAGAGCUCGGCUCACCAGAGAAGACUGGAUACAUUUUAUACCCAGCCAACAGCACUGCUCUGUCCACUGGAGAAGGAGAGUUUGAUGUUAAAGCUCUGUGUGAGGGGGCAGGUGGUGACCCUGAGGAAGAGGAGCUAAGCCCAGAUAGUGCUUGCUCGGCUGAGAGCCCAGCCUCCCAUAGCGACCAGCCUCAUGACCAGGACACAGACUCUCUCAGUCAGGUGAGCUCCACAGGAAGCUCAGGAGUUGAAGAGGAAGAGGAUGAAGAAGAAUCUGGAACUCUGCUUCGCCAACAUUUCGACACACUGGGUGUGGCUGGUAAUGAAAAGUUCAACACGGACUUGAGCAGUCUGCAGCCCAGCUCAGAGAGUAACUUCCUCAAUCCUCGCCUCAGUAUCUCCACACGCUUCCUCUCCCGCUUUCAGAGCCGCUUCCGCACUAUAGGGACUAGUAGCAGUGCGGUUUGCCGGCCUGCAGCCUGCCUGCCCAGUAUACCUGAUGAGUCCAGUGAUGGCUGCCAAACUCUCGAUCUAACAAUGGACAAGUCAAAGGUUCUUUCAAACAACAGUGGAACCAUUGAGGAGAACGAGAAGAGUGUUGCCAAGAAACGUUCCUCGAUGGCUGCUCGGAAAUCUUGCCAAAACUUAUCUUUGUUACGCUGGAAAAAUGCUCUGGGAGAAAUCUCAAACAAGACCAUUCAUUCCAAAGUUCAUAAUAUUGUCAACACUGCAGCAAUUCUUGCCACCAAAUCUGCCAGCAACACAACUGAUUCAUCCGUUACACGUUCCCGCCAAAGCUACAUGGGUCCCACUGCAAGCUCCCGCGCUAAGAUAGCGCAGAGCAACUCUGUGGAGAGUCUGAACGUGUGUGCGUCAGAGGAAACGCAGCUAAACGCCCCAUCCUCGUCGCUGGACCCAACUGUAGAGCAAAGCAAAGAGAACAUUAUUCCACCUUCCUCUUCGGUUCUUUCCUCGGGACAGGCUCAUCCGACACCUGCCUUGGGAAACCACAGUGCCCGGGCAGCGCUUCGAUUAGACCUUGUUGGCCCCGGUCGUGCCAGUCUGUCACCGGUUUCGCUCAAGAGCCGUCUAGGGAAAGUUGAACGUCCCGAGUCUCCACGUCGACAGGCUUUGGUGACGCCCACAGAGAUGCGUUCACUGGGGAUAGAGUGUCGGAAGCAGAUCAUUAAUAUUGAGCAGAGUUUGGCUCCUAAGACUUCAAGCAGGUUCUCAACAGGCUCUGAAAUGUUUGCCAGGAAGCCCACAGUGUCAGAAACCAGUCAUACGGUGGUUGAAGACCUGCAGUUUACGGGGUCAUGUGAGAAUACACAAACCCCGGGUCAGAUUUCAGUAACUCUAGACAGAGAGGAUUCUACAGAAAACCACUGCCUUGAAGAGGACACAGGUCUUUCUGCAGGGUCGUUCAGUGUCCAGAUGUGUAAGGAGAUGGUGAAUGAACUCUGGCACACCAUCCAUAAAGCAACUGGCUUUUAUAGCAAGUUGUGCUCCAUCCCCGAGUUGUCGGAGCAGCAGGAACAGAUGAAGGGUAUUUUGCAGGAGGUGUUUGUGGGUGUACAGAGUGAGCUACACUCCCUGUGCCCACAGGAGACGCGCCCCUCGGCCCAGAGCGCCCGUCCCAUACCAGAAGACUCUCCCGGCCGUCAGCUCCGGGACGACAGGACCGUGGCCCUCCUGGAGAAAUACUCCGAGAUGCUUUUACUGCGAAUGACUGAAAAAGGAGCACAGGCUACUCUGGAGUAACAGGUCACCAAAUGAACUUCUAACGCCAUACCCCCUUAAGCACCUUUAAAUUUAAUGUCUUGCAUUUGUUUUAUGCUUUUAAAUAAACAUGUAAAUGCAUAUUUGAAACUUUUUGUAAAACUGGCAGUUUGUCUUUAUACAAUGUUUUUUUUUUUUUUUUUUUUUUUUUUUACACUACAUUUCAAUACCAGAGUGUAUUUGGUCACUUACACUUUAAUUCUUUUUAUCCUUUAAAGAUUUAUCAAGGAAAACUCUUCAGGACCUUUUUUCUCCUUUUAAAUUGUUUGUCUUUUCCACAUUUCAUGUACAGUUUUGAAACUGUUACUUUUGGAAUACAAACAGUUGAAUUAUGUACUGAGUUUUGUGUUGACAUUUGAUGCUUUUGUAGUUUUCCACCAUUUCACGCAGACUAACGACGAGGUGACGUGUAGAUGUUUCCCAAAGCAUCAGGCUGUGACUCACAAUUUGCUUUCCACUGGUGUGAUGAUUAUGCUUUGUCAUGUUGAUGUGCAAUCCUUUUUUUUUUUUUUCUUUUCACUGAAAAUGUAUAGUUGACUUUUUAGAAAAGCUUUGUAAAUGUUUUAAUCAGCCAUUUAUACUAUUUUAAUAUUAAAACGUUUAAAUAUU